Messenger RNA from Vanderwaltozyma polyspora DSM 70294, 4146 nucleotides. It is a transcript of the gene LYS2, whose product is annotated as L-aminoadipate-semialdehyde dehydrogenase. NCBI's taxonomy places the organism in Eukaryota, Fungi, Ascomycota, Saccharomycetes, Saccharomycetales, Saccharomycetaceae. The transcript has a single exon. The coding region runs from base 1 to 4146 and encodes 1381 amino acids. The record is from RefSeq and is a predicted model, not a curated record. Gene Ontology annotation, biological process: L-lysine biosynthetic process. Gene Ontology annotation, molecular function: L-aminoadipate-semialdehyde dehydrogenase [NAD(P)+] activity; phosphopantetheine binding.
AUGUCAGAACAAUUUUGGAUUAAAAAACUGGAUAACCCAACUUUAAGUGUUUUACCAAAUGAUUAUUUACGUCCUCACUCGGAACCAUUAUCGAUCCAAAGGACUAUCAAUAUUAAAGUGCCACAGUUAGACUUACCUAUUGAAAACUUUAAUGAUACAUAUAUAACAUCUUUGGCUGUUUGGUCAUCAUUGAUCCUUAGAUUAACUGGUGAUGAUGAUAUCCUUCUGUAUAUUCAAGGUAAUAGAGUAUUGCGAUUUAAUAUUCAAAAGGACUGGUCGUUUCAGCAAUUAUAUAACGUCAUCUCAAAUGAAUUAGAAAAUUUACCUUCUAAUGAUUCAAUCAAUUUCGAUGACUUAUCUGAAACUAUCAAAAUUUUAAAUGAUAACAACUUGACUCCACCUACAUUAUUUAAACUAGCAUUUUUGAAAAAUGAACAAAAUUUUAAUUUAAACCAUUUUAAAUACUCUCCAAUUGAUUUAGCCAUCAAUUUACAAUUGUCUGAUAAUGAAGAGUCAGUUUUGGAAUUCAACUAUAAUUCUUUAUUGUUUUCAGAUAAAAGAAUUUCAAUCCUGAUCGAUCAAUUUUUAAAUUUCAUUACUUCAAUUACAUCUGAUUCAAACCAAAUUAUAACUCAAAUCCCACUUCUAACUAGUUCUUCGAAAGAUGACAUACCUGAUCCAACUACGAAUUUAGGUUGGUGUGACUUCGUCGGUUGUAUUCAAGAUAUUUUCCAAGAUAAUGCCGAAAAAUUUCCAGAUAGAACUUGUGUCGUAGAGACUCCUUCGUCUUCUCAACUCGAAAGAAUCUUCACCUACCAACAAAUAAAUCGUACCUCCAAUGUAGUGGCUCAUUAUUUAAUAUCUACAGGCAUCAAACGUGGUGAUGUAGUCAUGAUUUAUUCUUCUCGUGGUGUCGAUCUAAUGGUUUGUGUAUUGGGUGUUUUAAAAGCUGGCGCAACCUUUUCUGUCAUCGACCCUGCUUAUCCACCAGCAAGACAAAAUGUAUACUUAAGUGUUGCGAAACCUCGUGGGUUGAUUGUAAUUAGAUCAGCUGGAAAACUAGACCAAUUAGUAGAGGAUUUCAUAACAAAUGAGCUGGAAAUCGUCUCUCGAAUCCCUUCAAUUGCUAUCCAAGAUGACGGGAAAGUUGAAGGUGACAUUGCUAACGAUCCAUUAUCGAAAUUUGUGCAAUUACAAGAUACAAGAACAGGGGUGAUUGUUGGUCCAGACUCAAAUCCAACUUUGUCAUUUACUUCAGGUUCAGAAGGUAUUCCAAAGGGUGUAUUAGGUAGACAUUUCUCAUUAGCAUACUAUUUUAAUUGGAUGUCAAAACAAUUUAACUUAUCUGAAAAUGAUAAUUUUACCAUGUUGAGUGGUAUCGCUCAUGAUCCUAUCCAAAGAGAUAUGUUUACUCCACUAUUUCUAGGUGCUAGAUUGUAUGUUCCAACUCAAGAUGAUAUCGGCACCCCAGGUAAAUUGGCAGAAUGGAUGAAUAAAUAUAACUGUACUGUCACCCAUUUAACACCAGCAAUGGGUCAAUUAUUAACUGCACAAGCUGUAACACCUUUCCCAAAAUUACACCAUGCAUUUUUUGUUGGUGACAUACUAACCAAACGUGAUUGUUUAAGAUUACAAACUUUGGCUGAAAAUUGUACCAUCGUCAAUAUGUAUGGUACUACUGAAACCCAGCGUGCAGUUUCUUUCUUCGAAGUUGAAUCAAGAAGUAAGAAUCCUGAAUUUUUAAAGAAUUUGAAAGAUGUCAUGCCCGCUGGUAAAGGUAUGUUCAAUGUUCAAUUGUUGGUUGUUAAUAGAAAUGAUAGAACACAGUUAUGCGGUGUUGGUGAAGUUGGUGAAAUUUAUGUGCGUGCAGGAGGUCUUGCUGAAGGUUAUCGUGGGUUGCCAGAAUUAAAUAAAGAGAAAUUUGUUAAUAACUGGUUGGUUGAUGAACAUCACUGGGAUUAUUUAGAUAAAGGUAAUGAACCAUGGAGGGAGUUUUGGUUUGGCCCAAGAGAUAGGCUAUACAGAACUGGUGACUUAGGUCGUUAUUUACCGGAUGGUAAUUGUGAAUGCUGUGGUCGUGCAGAUGAUCAAGUUAAAAUUCGUGGGUUUAGAAUUGAGUUGGGUGAAAUUGACACUAAUAUUUCUCAACAUCCAUUAGUUAGGGAAAACAUCACAUUAGUUCGUAAAAAUAAUGACAAUGAAAGUACUUUGAUUACUUUUAUGGUCCCAAGAUUUGACAAACAAGAGCUUCAAAAUUACUGUUCCCAUGAAAUUAUAGAUAGUACUGACCCAACUGUCAUUGGCUUAGUCAAAUAUAACUUAUUGGCAAAAUCUAUUAAAGAACAUUUGAAAAAAAGGCUGGCAAGUUAUGCAAUUCCAACUUUUAUUGUUGUAUUGAAUAAAUUACCAUUAAAUCCUAACGGUAAAGUGGAUAAACCUAAAUUGCAAUUUCCAACCGCUAAACAACUUUAUGAGGUCAACAAAUGCGGCACCACCAAUGUUGAUGACUCUUCCUUUACCAUAACGGAAAAACAAAUAAGUGAAGUUUGGCUAGCAACUUUACCAACAAAACCUUCCUCUAUUGCACUAGAUGAUUCAUUUUUCGAUCUGGGUGGCCACUCAAUUUUAGCUACGAGAAUGAUAUUUGCUUUGAGAAAAGCAUUUGAUAUUGAGCUUCCUUUAGGUAUAGUAUUCAAAUAUCCAACUCUGAAAGCACUCGCUAAUGAAAUCGAUAUUAUUAAAUCAUCUGAAUCUAGUACUACUGACGAUUCAGUUGUCGAUUAUUAUAAAGAUGCAUUGGAACUGGUAAAUUCUCUACCGGUUUCAUUCCAUCCUCGAGAACCAUUCUGCUUUAAUUUAGGUUCCUCUUCAACUACCAUUAAUGUAUUCUUAACAGGUGUCACAGGUUUCUUGGGUUCAUUUAUCCUAUCGGAUAUUUUAAACCGUAGUACUAGAGGCUUUGAGUUUAAGGUUUACGCUCAUGUAAGAGCAAGUAAUCAACAGACAGGAUUGGAAAGAAUUAAGAAAGCUGGUUUAACCUAUGGUACCUGGAAAGAAAAAUUUGCUGAAAAAUUACAAAUUGUUAUUGGCGACUUGUCUGAAACACAAUUUGGAUUGCCAGAUUCAGAAUGGUCUAAGCUAACCACGACAAUCGAUGUUAUAAUUCACAAUGGUGCCCUAGUUCAUUGGGUAUAUCCAUAUACAAAUUUAAGAAGUGCCAAUGUCGUUUCAACAAUCAAUGUUAUUAAUUUGGCUGCCCAUGGAAAGCCUAAAUUUUUCACAUUUGUUUCAUCUACUUCAACACUUGAUACUGAAUAUUAUUUUAAUCUAUCUGAUAAAUUGGUAUCAGAAGGUAAAAGUGGUAUUAUGGAAUCUGAUGACUUACUUGGUUCUUCAAAGGGCCUAUCGGGAGGUUAUGGUCAAUCUAAAUGGGUUUCUGAAUAUUUAAUCAGACGUGCCGGUGAAAGGGGGUUGCGUGGCUGUAUUGUUCGUCCUGGUUAUGUAACUGGUGAUUCAAAAACAGGUUCAUCAAACACAGACGACUUCUUGUUGAGAUUUUUGAAAGGUGUUGUACAACUUAGAAAAAUUCCAAAUAUCGAAAAUUCAGUGAAUAUGGUACCUGUUGAUCACGUCGCAAGAACCGUUGUUGCAACUUCUCUAAAUCCACCGUCAAGUAAAGAGCUAUCUGUCGCACAGGUCACUGGUCAUCCUCGUAUUAAGUUUUAUGAAUACCUAUUCACCCUACAAGCUUAUGGUUAUGAUGUUACUAUUGAAUCGUAUGAUGAAUGGAAGGGAUCUUUGAAAUCAUCCGUAAUUGAAAACAAUGAAGAAAAUGCAUUAUACCCACUAUUGCAUAUGGUUUUGGAUGAUUUGCCAAGUGGCACAAGAGCACCUGAACUAGAUGAUUCUAAUACAGUCAAAUCAUUAAAAAAUGAUGUGAAGUGGACCGGAAUUGAUGUUUCAAAGGGUAAAGGCAUCGACAGGGAUCAAAUGGGUAUUUAUAUUUCUUAUCUGAUCAAAGUAGGCUUUCUUCCACCUCCAUCUCACAAAGGUCAAUAUGAAUUACCUGAAAUAAAUUUAACUGAUGAACAGAUCAGUUUAGUGUCAUCCGGUGCUGGUGCUCGUUCUAGCUCUGCGAAAAACUAA